CUGCGGCAAGAGCUGCUACGCCUCCUCGCUGGCUCCCGCUUGCAAUAGCCCAGCUCUCGCCCCACACAUUUGAGGCUUCUGUGGACUCAUUAGCAACCGAUGCUUUUAGAUCCUAGUCGCCUAACUUUGCCAAGGCGGCUAGAGGUCAUCUGGGAAGUCUUUUGCCUCAAAUCGCCCGGAAUCAGAAGACCAAGUCAUUGCUCCUGCGGUGCUUUGGGAAUCCGCGCGCUCCUCUGGUCCAGGCGCACGGGAAGCGCUCGGGGAGGACGCAGGUGACCAGGAGAAGGGAGGCGGGGGGUGCUGUGAAGGCGCCCCAGUGAUUAACUUGGAGAUCGAACCUGCAGACCAAGCGCAAAGUAGAAACUGAAAGUACACUGCCGGCUGAUCCUACGGAAGUUAUGGGAAAGGCAAAGCGCAGAGCCGGGCCCUGGUGUGUGCCGCCCCCCUUGGGAUGGAUGAAACAGCAGGCUCGGCGUGGGUAGGAGGAACCAGCGACAGAGACGGCCCUACCCGGCGCGGACUCCCGGUAACUCCGCGGAAGACCAGGGUCCUGGGAGUGACUAUGGGCGGUGAGAGCGUGCUCCUGCUGCAGUUGCGGUCAUCAUGACCAAGCCCGCCUCCCGCAGACCAUGUUCCAUGUUUCUUUUAGGUAUAUCUUUGGAAUUCCUCCCCUGAUCCUUGUUCUGUUGCCAGUAGCAUCAUCUGAUUGUGACAUUAACGGUAAAGACGGUGGAGCAUAUCAGAAUGUUCUAAUGGUCAACAUCGAUGACUUGGACAACAUGAUAAACUUUGAUAGCAAUUGCCUGAAUAACGAACCUAACUUUUUUAAAAAACAUUCAUGUGAUGAUAAUAAGGAAGCUUCAUUUUUGAAUCGUGCUGCUCGAAAGUUGAAGCAAUUCCUUAAAAUGAAUAUCAGUGACGAUUUCAAGCUUCACCUAUCAACAGUUUCACAGGGCACAUUGACACUGCUAAACUGCACCAGCAAGGGUAAAGGAAGAAAACCCCCUUCCCUGGGUGAAGCCCAACCCACUAAGAAUUUGGAAGAGAAUAAAUCUUUAAAGGAACAGAAAAAACAGAAUGACCUGUGUUUCCUAAAGAUACUACUACAAAAGAUAAAAACUUGUUGGAAUAAAAUUUUGAGGGGCAUUAAAGAACAUUGAAAAUAUGGAGUAGCAAUAUAAAACCUUGAGUUUUAUUUGUAUCCUCCAAGAAUCUAUCUGCUCAUGCGAUUUUCGAGGGCAGAAUGCCUCCUGGAAGUUACUGAAUGCAUCCUGGUUAAAACAGAUUACAGCAACUGAGAAAUCCUUACUGUAGUUCCAGAAGAUGGACCUAAACAAUGGAAACCAAAUGCUGCAAUCAACAAAACUAUUUCACAUGUAUGAGGACAUAUAUUAAUUGGUAUUAAUUCUGAACCUUUUUUUUUAAGACAAUCCAUAUAAGGUAUUAGUUGCAAUAAUACUUUUUAAAUGUGUUUAAAAUUUUCAGAAGAUAUAUAAAUUCUGUGAAGUAUAUAAAGGUUAUGAGGAUUAAAAAUUAACAUUUCAUUAUUACCAAAAUAUAUAGUUUUAUGCCCAUUAUGCAUCAGUAUGCUGCAAUGAGAGUAGAAACUUUUCUCGUCUGUGCUGGAAAUGUUUCAGAGUUAACAGUGAGAUAUGGAUAAGGCCCAUGAGAAUGAAAGACGCAGUAGCAUCAAGGAGUCCAAGGUAAUUGAAAGAUAUUAAGAGAUGUAAUUAAACAUGAAUGUAUAACACAGUGCCUUUGAUAAAUGAUAUUACAGAUGUUUUAAAAUUAAAAUAAUGAAUAGUUUCACAAAACAGAAAGUCACCUGUCCUAAGGAUGCUAAACCAUAGCACUGGGUUACUUUUGUCAUUUAUGUGUAAUAAAAUUUGUCUACAUGAGUUUGCAAUUUGGGAAGUAUAUUUUUAAGAGAAUAAUAUAUGUUGGCCUUUUAAUUAAUGGAAUGUGUAUAUUUAAUUUUGACACAAUAUCUGUAUAUAAAAAUAUUUUCAUACAGUACUACAAUUGCUUACUUUGGAUAACAUUUCUCCUUUGAUAAUAAAUGACCUAUGUAUUAA
Molecule: messenger RNA, 2075 nt
Organism: Dama dama (fallow deer)
Lineage: Eukaryota; Metazoa; Chordata; Mammalia; Artiodactyla; Cervidae
Gene: IL7
Product: interleukin 7
Exons: 6
Coding region: 630-1160 (176 amino acids)
Biological process (GO): immune response
Cellular component (GO): extracellular region
Molecular function (GO): growth factor activity; interleukin-7 receptor binding
Source: RefSeq, a predicted model, not a curated record